AUGGCUAGUGAAAUUCCUCUAGUGGAAUCAAUCCACUUCAUAAUUACUCAUAGCUUUCAUAAACAAAAAUGUAUGAUUCCAUGUAAGUUUGUGGAGAAAUAUGGAAAAAAUCUACCAAGAGAUAUUUAUCUAAAGACUUCCAAUGGUGAAAAAUGGAAAAUAAGUUUGGCAAAAAGUGGUGGCGAAAUAUGGUUUGGAAAUGGUUGGAAAGAAUUUGCAGAGUUUCAUUCUCUAUCUCAUUACCAUCUUCUAGUUUUCAGAUAUGAAAGAACUUCCCAUUUUAAGGUACAUAUCUUUGAUGAGCAUGCUGUGGAGAUAAACUACCCUCUCAAAAGAGUUGAUGUCAACAAUGAAGAAGAUUGUAGAGCAAGUCAAAAGAGAAAAGCUUACUCCUCCUUUGAAAUUGGAAGCACUAGUUGUGUCAAAGUUGGAAAAUCGCAAAAGUGUAAAGGAAAACAAGUGAAUGCAAUUCUUGAAAGAGCAAAAGAAUUCAAAACAUGUAAUCCAUCCUUUGUUCUUGUCAUGGGUGCAUCUUAUGUUGAACACCAUUUUCUUUUGACUAUACCUUCUAAUUAUGGCAAGACACACUUUGAUAUGGACAAGAAGAGAGGAAAUAUGUAUUUUCAGGUUUCAAAUGGCGAAAAAGUUUGGCCUGCAAAGUAUGGAAUUAGGAUGCACUAUAAAGGACAAAUAAAGUUUGAACUCAUAGCUGGAUGGAUGAAAUUCUCAAAGGAUAAUAAUUUGAAAGUUGGUGAUGUUUGUAAUUUUGAGCUCAUUCUUAGGACUAACAUGACCUUCCUUGUUCACAUCUUUAGAAAGACAAAUGAAGUCAACACAAAUUGUUCAACUUCUCAAAGUAGGAUUCAUUGAUGUUUAACUUUAGUUUCAAAUUAUUUAUUUUUGUUAUAUGAUAAAUAAGUUUUUUCUUUCAAUCUUAUAUAGGUUCAU
Lathyrus oleraceus (garden pea) is the source of this 948-nucleotide messenger RNA. Its product is annotated as putative B3 domain-containing protein Os03g0621600. Bases 1 to 870 code for a protein of 289 amino acids. The transcript has 4 exons. The record is from RefSeq and is a predicted model, not a curated record. Lineage: Eukaryota; Viridiplantae; Streptophyta; Magnoliopsida; Fabales; Fabaceae. Gene Ontology annotation, molecular function: DNA binding.